CAAUACUUUCGCAAGCCACUGUAGAAGACAUACAAUGGCUACUCUGAAGGUUGCACUUGUUUUUAUUGUAUAGUCAUGCAAAAACAAAACUUUUUGGAUUGUGUUUUUUUGUUGAAACCUUAAGACUAAAAGUAUUGUCAUUGGUGCCAUUUGAAUGGCCUUUUCUAUCAGUAAUAGUAAUACCCCAAAAAAACAUUUCUAACAUGAUCUUUGACUCAAGUUUAUUAUGGAGUGUAAGAAAAACAGGAAAUAAAAAAUUGCAUUGAAAUUGGCAUAAAACACUUGACUGGACUCGAAACUCAAAAUUAGGGACUUGUGACUUGACUCGACCUGAGGUGUGGAACUGUACUUGAGACUUGCCCAUUAUUACUUGGGACUUGAAUCGAGACUUGAAGGUGAAGACUUGAGACUUGCUUAGGACUUGCAAAAUUGUGACUUGGUUCCAUCCCUGCUUCAUACUGGAUGCAGAGACAUAAAAAUGGUGUCCAUGAGUUAAUCUGACUCUGGGGAGUAGUUAAAGGUUAGUAUGGGGUGAGGGGAAGCUGAUCCUAGAUCUGUACUGGAAAACAUGCUCCACCAAACCCCUCAGAUCAGUCUCGUUAAAUAUGUGCUAUGGAAGUUUAGUUUAUAAUUGUUGUUCGCUUGAAUGUUGCCUCUAUUGUUCAUAUAUGAUGUCAUAUUAAUCAAUGUAUCUCACAGCCUUAGUUCUAGGCAAACAAUAUGCCUUUGUUCAUGAGUGUGGGGAGGCUUUACCCUUUCAGUACAGUGAGGUAAUUUAUGUAUCUUCUGUCCAUUUAGGGCACCCCUUUUGGCUCAAGAGCACCCCCAGAGACAAAGUUCCAUAUAGCCCCUUUUAAAUAAAUGGACUCGGAGACGGAUUCUCUGAUCCAGGAGACAAUCCGCAAUGCCUUUCAAGACUGCACCACCCUGACCAUAGCCCACCGGCUGCACACCGUACUCAACUGUGACCGCAUCAUGGUACUCAACCAGGGACAGGUGGUGGACUUUGAUGAGCCGUCCAACCUGCUGGCCAAUGAGAACUCUCGAUUCUGUUCCAUGCUGGCUGCCGUAGAGAACAAGAUCUCUGUGAAAGGCUAAAAUGGGUACAGGAGGCGCAGACAUGCCCUGGAGAUGAGGAGAGGGGAGGACGCUCCCACAAGGCUCCAGCCAUCCGACCUCUCCCUCCGUGGUCUCACCCUCCUCCUCUGCGUACCCACCCUGAGCUUACCGCUCGGCCUGUGGAGGGGUGCAGCAUCGGACCAUGGAAUUAGAAUUCUACGGUUGCAUCAUAUCCUUGGUAUAAGGCAAGAGCUGCCCUGAGGAGAUGCUUGCUCAGAAACCAUUUCAGCUGGAAUGGUCAGGGAACCACUGAUACUGUACUGUCGUUAGUAAUAUAUAACAAAUAAAGCUUUACAUGUAGCUAUAUUCAUAGCAUAACUGGUCUGUUUUAUAGAAUUCAUAUAUACAUAUAUUUACAGUGGUAAAAUAUGCUUUAUUUUCUACUGACUGUAUGUACAAUACAGCCCCUUUGCACUGAUGGUGAAGUUACAGCGGCUCGCCAGUGCCAUCUGCUGGUGGGGAGGGGAGGUCCUGCGACUGUUCUACAUAAAUUAUUAUUAUGGCAACGAAAAAGAUGCCUGUGAUUUAAACAAGAUUGCAUUCUCUUUGCCCUGACCCAGUGAAUCUUUGUUAUGUGUGUGUGUAAAUGUGUGUUGUCAGUCCACUCAUUGACACUGUUUGGACCAGAACCAACAGAUUAUAAAACACCUGCACUGGGUGUAGUAGGGAACCUCUGUAUCCUGUCUUUGCAGGGUUGAGGUGAUGCUCAAAUACUGCAAUUACGAAUAACCUCGGCAAGCCUUGCAGAAUGUGUGUGUCGUUCGGUCAUUUCUAUUACUUUUUAUAGCCUUAGCAUGACUUCAUUAAUGCCUUGUUAACAGGGUAGGAUGAAGUGGAAAGGGAUCGCUUU
This is a messenger RNA of Coregonus clupeaformis (lake whitefish), 1969 nucleotides long. Its product is annotated as multidrug resistance-associated protein 5-like. The transcript has 2 exons. The coding region runs from base 862 to 1098 and encodes 78 amino acids. NCBI's taxonomy places the organism in Eukaryota, Metazoa, Chordata, Actinopteri, Salmoniformes, Salmonidae. Gene Ontology annotation, molecular function: ATPase-coupled transmembrane transporter activity. Gene Ontology annotation, biological process: transmembrane transport. Gene Ontology annotation, cellular component: membrane. The record is from RefSeq and is a predicted model, not a curated record.